Haplochromis burtoni (Burton's mouthbrooder) is the source of this 5405-nucleotide messenger RNA. Its product is annotated as serine/threonine-protein phosphatase 6 regulatory ankyrin repeat subunit C. Lineage: Eukaryota; Metazoa; Chordata; Actinopteri; Cichliformes; Cichlidae. The transcript has 28 exons. The record is from RefSeq and is a predicted model, not a curated record. Gene Ontology annotation, molecular function: protein binding. Bases 143 to 3283 code for a protein of 1046 amino acids.
UUCUCGCGAUGUUCUGGGAGCUUUGCUGUAUACAAUCCCAGCUGCUAUCUAAGCUAAAGCUAAAUUAGCUGCUACUUAUUGAUUGCAAUGUAGUCAAGUUCACACCAAGUAUCAGUGAAGGGGCUUCACGGGUGGUUGGGAUAUGGAGUUAAGAAAUAUCAAGGACCAGUCCCCAUUGGUCCAGGCCAUAUUCAGCCGGAACACAGAAGAUGUGACAUUUUUACUGAACCACAAAGAAGAUGUCAACUCACUGGACCAAGAACAAAGCACACCACUACAUGCUGCUGCUUAUAUGGGCGAUGUCAUUGUUAUGGACCUACUUAUUAGUUCAGGUGCAAAUGUCAACGCCAAGGACCAGGGGUUGCUGACUCCUUUACACCGAGCAGCUGCCUCAAGAAAUGAAAGGGCUGUGGAGCUAUUGCUGAAACACAAAGUAGAGGUUAAUGCACGGGACAAGUUCUGGCAUACACCCCUGCACAUGGCAGCUGCAAACUGGGCUACAGGUUGUGCCAAAGCCCUGAUACCACAUGUUUGCAGCCUGGAUGUAACUGACAAGUCAGGAAGGACACCGCUACAUCAUGCAGCGCACAGUGGUCAUGGGGAGAUGGUGAACGUGUUCCUGCGUAAAGGUGCAAAUGCAUGUGCCAAGGACAAGAAGGAAAGGCAAGCAGUCCACUGGGCUGCAUCCCUCGGACAUUUGGAGGUUGUGAAGCUGCUGUUGUCUCACAGUGGAGACGUGAUGUGCAAAGACAAGCGUGGUUACACUCCACUCCACGUUGCAGCUGCCGGUGGACAUUUAGACGUAGUCAAAUAUCUGCUGAGACUGGGGGUGGAGAUUGAUGAGCCCAACAUUUUUGGGAACACAGCGCUCCACAUGGCCUGUCACACAGGGCAAGACACUGUGGCCACUGAACUGGUGAACAGUGGCGCCAGCAUCAACCAACCCAACUACAAUGGCAACACACCAUUACAUCUGGCAGCUGCCUCCUCCAGCGGGGUGUUGUGUCUUGAGCUCCUAGUCAACAAUGGUGCUGAUGUCAACGUACAGAAUAAGAAAGACAUGAGCCCUUUACAUAUGGCUGCAAUGCACGGACGCUUCACUGGCUCGCAGAUUCUCAUCCAAAAUGGGGGAGAGAUCGAUUGUGUUGACAGUAAUGGAAACGCUCCUCUUCAUGUUGCUGCCAGACAUGGUCAGGAGCUGCUGGUCAGUACUCUGCUGACAAACGGUGCUGAUAAAGGCAGACAGGGAAUUAAUGGGAUGCUUCCACUGCAUUUGGCGGCGCUCUACGGCUUUCCAGACUGUUGUCGCAAGUUACUGUCUAACGGCCAGUUUUACAACAUGGCGCCAAUGCUGACGAAUGACCAAAGUGUGGGGUUCGACAUAAACAUGUUAGAUGAUCAUGGAAGGACGUGCCUGCAUGCAGCUGCAUCUGGAGGGAAUGUCGAGUGUGUUAAUUUGCUGUUAAGCAGCGGUGCUGAGCUGGAUAUAAAAGACAAUUUGGGAAGAUCUCCUCUGCACUACGCUGCAGCAAAUGGGAACAGCCAGUGCACCAUCUCCCUGGUGAGAGCUGGUGCAGAUGUCAAUGAGCUGGAUCUGACGGGCUGCAACCCCCUGCACUAUGCUGCUGCUUCACACACCUUCUCUGGAGGGGGUCCAAACUCUGACUCAGACGUCAACGUGGAAAAGCAACAUGAAGCCUCUCUGUGUUUAGACUACUUGCUUGACAACGGGGCGAACCCAACUCUGAAGAACAGCAAGGGAUACAGUGCCGUUCACUAUGCAGCUGCUUAUGGGAACAAACAGCAUUUAGAGCUGCUCUUGGAAAUUUCUUUCAACUGUCUUGAGGAGGCUGAAAGUAAUGUUCCAGUCAGCCCUUUGCACUUAGCUGCAUAUUUUGGCCACUGUGAAGCUCUACGUUUGCUUUGUGAGACAUUAGUGAGUCUGGAUGUGCGGGACAUUGAAGGCCAAACUGCCCUCCACCUCGCUGCUCAGAAGGGCUUCUCCCCAUGUGUAGAAGUACUGUUGAAACAUCAAGCCUCCUACACACUGAAGGAGCACAAGCACAAGUGGACAGCUCUUCACACUGCAGCUGCUGAGGGCCAAGUGGACUGUAUCCUCCUGUUAGUUAACAUGGAACAAAGUGCUGACAUCAUUGACAGCCCAGACACACGGGGACAGACUGCUCUCAUGCUGGCAGCUCUCGGUUGCCACACCGACUGCGUCCACAUACUGCUGGAGAAAAAUGCAAAGCCUGAUGCUGCAGACAAACAAGGCUUCACUGCUUUACACCGAGCUGUCAUAAUGGGCAGUGAGGAGUGUGUGUCUGCUCUGCUGGAACAUGGAGCUUCUGCUCUGUGCCGAGACUCUAGGGGGAGGACCCCGCUGCACCUCGCAGCAUCCUGUGGUCACACGGAGCUGCUCCGCUCUUUGCUAAAGGCUGCAAAGAAAGCUGACCCUCUGGACUCCAUGCUGGACUACAAAGGCUACACACCCACUCACUGGGCUGCCUACCAUGGUCAUGAAGGAUGUUUAUGCAUUUUACUUGAAAACAAACUUUUUAGCAUCCAGGAAGGAAGUCUCUUCACCCCAUUGCACUGUGCUCUAGUUAAAGGGCACGAAGCUGCAGCAGACCUUCUAGUGAAGACUUUUGGCCCUCAAAUUGUCAGCAUUAGUGACGCCAAAGGAAGGACCCCACUGCAUGCUGCUGCAUAUUCAGGGAACGUUGCUGGGCUGCAGCUGGUUCUGGCCCAGGGAGCACAGGUUAAUGCUGUGGACCACUGUGGAUGCUCUGCUCUGAUGGUUGCUGCUGCCUGUGGACAGACCAGAGCUGUUGAGUUCUUGCUGAACAAGGCGACCCCAGACCUGACCCUGGUGGAUUUCAAUAACAGCACAGCCCUUCACUUAGCCUGCAGCAAGGGUCAUGAGAUGUGUGCCUUGUUAAUCCUGGGAGAGAUCACCGAUUCCUCACUCAUAAAUGCAAGAAACAACGCUCUCCAAAUGCCGCUUCACAUUGCAGCAAGGAAAGGUCUGGCGACUGUUGUGCAGGUGUUACUGAGCAGAGGAGCAGCAGUCAUGGCUGUAGAUGAGGAAGGCCACACGCCAGCUCUGGCCUGUGCCCCGAACAAAAACGUAGCAGAGUGUCUGGCCCUCAUCCUUUCCACCAUGAAGCCUUUCCCUCCCAGAGAGGCUGGUCCUAACACAGCCUCCCACUUCAGCCCCAUCCUGAAGAACUGCACUAUCGCUGCCUCCUGCGGGGCCAGUGGAAACCUGUGCCAUGCCUGAGCACAGAACCAAAUUCACACUGUCAGUCAGUGUUAGCCUGUAAGCCACUUUUGUGACAAAAAUGCAGCUUCAUCCCAGCGUAACCCAAAGUCACCAUGAACACCUGUGGUCAUGCAUAGCUUUUUGUCUCUCGUGUCAUGCCAUUUCUAUACAUGACAGCAUAUGCUUGCUCGCCAGUAGCAUAAAACCUAGUCUUACUCUAAUAUUAGCUUUCACAUUAUUCUCUCUAUUAAGAGUGUAGUUAUUUUAAUGAAGUACUAAUCUUUAGAUAUGAAUGGAAGGUUUAAAAUAAGCACACAACACAAGCCUCCCCACCUGAACCUCAUCCACUAUCAGUAUUUACUUUUAUUUAAGCAACAUAAUCUCAAAACUCCAUGUUUGUCUUCAGUUGAUACGAGUGCACAGAUGCUCAGGUGUUUAGUGUCUGUGUGUGUGCGUGUGUGCGUAGUGGCUUAGUUUUCAUAUUACUAGAUGCUGCUUCUAAAUAUAAAUAUUUUAAUAUAUCUAACAGGUGCUGUAAACCUUUUAUGCAAUUAAUAGCACUAUUUUCUUAUCCUACGCAGGGUGUAGCAAACACUACACUGAUAAAAAGCCACCUAUUAUUCUGAUAUUAUCAUGAUUUAAAACUUCAGUUAGCCUACCAGCCAUAAGCAUGUUUAUAGAUUAAAUGAGAAUUUAACAAGUUUAGUGUAUAUAGCACUGUUAAAAUGAAGUUAACCUUGAAAAUCCCAAAUUAUUGGAUUAACCUCAGGUCAGUGUGUACUGUAAUCCCGGUGCAAUAACAAGCACUGCUCAGACUGGAUGUUACUCGUAUAAACUAUGAGUAAAGUAUAUCAGUUCAAUAAUCCAGACAGAGAAAUGUCAAAUAAAUAAUCAACGCAUUAGUUGCUGUGAACACUUUAAAUACAUUUAAAAAAUUUCACAAGGCUUUAAAUGUCGAGUAGAAAUGGUAAUUGUUGAAUUAAUUUCGAGUCCCAAAGCAUCUUUGAAUUAUUUUUUUCUCAUAAACGUUUAAAGACCCAAAGAUGAUUAUAAUCUAUCACAAACACACACAUUUGAGAAGUUGGAAUUAACAGAUACCCUGCUUGUUUUUUUGUUUGUUUUAAUGACAUGCUGUAUUAUCAAAAUUCAUGUUUGAUUUAAUCAGUAAAGCAUGAACAGUUAGGUGAGUUAUAAGGGGUUUUGUUUUUUUCUAUACAAGAUCUCAGUGGGGAAGAAACCCAGAGUCACAGCACGUGUUCAGGAGCUAGCGUUGAUCUUUUCCUGUUAAACAUUUACAAACUUUUGUCAUUGUUAUAAAGAAAAUUGGUGACCACAAAUUAAUUUAGAUACAUAAAAUUAUCUGUGCUGCUACAAACAAGCCUCACUGCCUCUCUCUUUAAAGAUCAAACUUUUUAUAAAUAGUGUUGUGCAUCAAAUGUUUGCCUUUUUUUUAAGUCGAAGUCAAAGGCCAGACCUGCAGCUCAGCAGAUGCCAUUUAUCCAAAAGAUAUUUUCUUCCUAGUUAUAGCCGCUGUGUUAUCUUAAAAUGCCUUUAAACUAUUUGCACUCUGACAUCAAAGUUUACAUUUUAAUGAGGGCAUCCUUCCUAGGGUUAUGGUGUUGUGUUUGGAUUAAAAUAGGGAGAAAAAAAUCUGUUAGGCAUUUCUAAACACAAUGUGUAGUGAAAUGUUGUGAAUAACUUCAGGAAUUGCCCUGUUGCAGCGUUUCAUGUGAGCAAACUGUGUCUUCCGUACAAGUUACUCAAAUUUGAGGAUGUCACAGCUUGAAAGUGUGGUUUGGUUGUGGCUGGCAUUCAUAAUAGGCCGGAAUAAAUGAAUCACCACCAUCUGAAGAAGUCUUGCUGUCUUUAUUUUAUUAUUUCAAAAUCUUAUUAGAGUUUGAUAAACGGAAGCACCGAUCUGGGCUCAUCGUCUUGUCUGCACCCUUGUGUUCUUCCUUAGAGAUGAUGCCCGCUGUGUAAGGAAACAGAUUUUUGUGCUGGCUCGAUUCAUUUUUGUCAACAAAACUUUGAAUACAUCAGAUUAGAUUUAUAUGAAAAUCUUUUUAAUUUUGGUUUUCAGUUCAGUUAGUUUCUUGAAUGAAUUUGCUUGUUACCCUUUUAUUGUAUUAAAUAUUACUUU